GUUUCUCUAUUACUUUCUUAUCUUGCGUCGAGAGAAGCCAAACAAUUCAUUCCUGUUCCUGUUGAGCUGACUUCCCCUUGACCGUGCAACAUCUGAUCUUUCUCAGCCUGCCACGCGCGGAUCAAGCUUGCAAGGCCCUAGUAUGCUGUAACACUAGCAGUCAAAGCACAUAGGGCCCAACGGGCGCUAGAGGAUGUGGGGCAACCUCAGCAAACUCGGAGACGCGCUGCAGGGAGCUGUUGGAGAGGCGUUGCAAAAAGCCACGGCGGAUGUAGAGGCGAGGCUAGACACGACGCUCGGCAUUCAAGAUGACAAGCCUGCGUCACAAGACACAAACGCACCCGCCAAACCGGAGGGGGCAAGCACAGCGGGCCAGGAAGGAGCAGCAGCAGUUGGCGAGCCGGGCGCUGCACCUGUAAAGAAAAAGGUUGUGAAGAAGGUCAUUCGACGCGUGGUCAAAGGGGGUGGCACAGAUGCUGCGGGCAGCGCAUCUGCAGGAGCAACAGACGCCAAACCCUCUGGUCAGGGGAACGCAGAAGUGGCGGGGGAGGGCUCGGGCACGGCAGCACGCGCCAGCACUUCUGGCGCCCAUGCCAGCGGCCUCGAUGCGCCGACAGCAGAUGCCGCUGGCGAGACAGCUUCUACCAGCAACGGUGCGGCCGAGGACGGCGCAUCGUCGCGGCCGUCAGCAGCUGCCAGCGCUACCAGCGGCUCACGGCGGCCGUCCAUGGUAGGUGACGAAAACUCGGCGGCUGCUGCAGACUCGGCGCCGGCACCGGCAGCCUCAGCAGGCGGGGGCGCCGGCAAGGGCUCGCGCCGCGCGUCGGAGCACCAGGGGAACGGCGCCGAUGCCGAGGGGUGGGGUGGUGGCUGGAAUGACGAUGCCGACGACCUCACGGCAGCGCCAUCCUCAGAUGCAGCGCCGGCAGGGGACGCGGUGGCGAGCGGCCGGGACUGGGGCUCGUCGCAGCUUGCAGCCGCGGACGAGCCAGCCACCUUGACGGCAGGGCCGGGCACGCCGUGUGUGGCCAGUAGCAGCGGCAUCGCUGCGGACGCUUCGCCUGCAAACGGCAAGGCGGCGGAGGCGGCUGAUGCUCCCUCCACCUCGUCAUCGGCAGCACCGCCAACCGGUCCCGCACCCUCAGCAGCGGCGCCGCCGGUAGCCGCGGCGCCAGCAGCCACUGUCGCCGCAGAGCGGAGGCAGUCCCUCGACAAGCGGGAACCGGGCGGCGGCGGCGGCGGCAGCGGCGGCGGCGCGGGUGGCGGCGACGACCUGUCGGGGCUGGGCGUGGAGCAGCUGCGGCGGCUGGUGGUGCAGCUGCGUGGGGACAUGGCGGCCAAGGAUGCCGCGCUGCUCAAAUCGGCGCAGCAGGUGUCGGACCUGCAGCAGGUGGUGGCGGGGCUGCAAACGCGGAACGAGGAGCUGGCGAUGAAGAGCGCCAACCUCAGCGAGGCCGACUUCGAGAGCGUGCGCUCCGAGUUCGAGUCGCGGCUGGCGGCCGCGGAGCGCAAGGUGUAUGCGCUGACCAAGGAGCGCGACGCGCUGCGCAAAGGCGCGGAGAAGCUGGCGGACUACUCGGCGCUCAUCAAGGAGAAGGACGACAUCAUCAAGCAGGUGAUGGACGAGGGCGAGAAGCUGUCGAAGAAGCAGGUGGACCUGGAGGGCAUCAUCAAGCGCCUGAGGCAGCAGCUGGCGGCGGCGGAGGGCGAGCGCGACAAGCUCAGCGGGCGGCUGGCGGCGGAGGAGGCGGGCGCGGCGGAGCUGAGGCGGGCCAAGGCCAAGCUGGAGAAGGACCUGGUGGCGGCAGGCGAGAUCGCGAAGGCGGACUUGGAGGCGCAGAAGGAGCACUUUGAGCUGCUGCUGCACAAGGCCAAGAGUGACCAGGUCGACGCGGAGGAGCGCGCCCGUGACGCCGCGGCUCAGGGCCUGGCCCGCAAGCUGCGGGAGGCGGAGACGCGCUGCGAGGCGCUGGCGGAGAGCUGCGCGGAGCUGCGGGACGCCCUGGACCGCCAGCGGCAGGCGGCGGACCUGCGGGAGGAGAUGCUCAAGACCGACAUCAACGACCUGGAGCGGCGCUGCCAGGCGGCGGAGCUGCGGCACCAGGACCUGGCGGCCAAGCUGCCCGAGGCCACGCGGCCGCUGCUGCGCCAGAUAGAGGCCAUGCAGGCGGCGGCGGAGGCGCAGGCGGAGGCGUGGGCGGGCGCGGAGGGCUCGCUGCACGCGCGCAUCAACGACGCGGAGGGCCGCGCGGCCUCGGCGGCGGAGCGGGAGCGCCUGGCGGUGGACAAGAUGCAGAUGCUUGUUGCCAAGGUGUCGGCGCUGGACGCCGGCCUGUCAGCCGCGCGCGCCGAGGUGCGUGCGCUCAACGAGCAGCUGGAGGCGGCGCGGCAGACGGCGGCGGCGGCGCAGGAGGCGGCGGCCUCGGCGCGGCACGCGGCGGAGGUGCACGCGGAGCGCUACCGCCUGCAGGAGCAUCAGGUCGAGCAGCUGGAGGCCGCUGCUGCCGAGUUCCGUGACGCGGAGCGCGCCGCGCGGCAGGCGGCAGAGCACGACAUGGCGGCGCUGCGGCGCGAGUACGAGCGGCGGCUGGCGGAGACGGAGGCGGAGGCGGCGGCGGCGCGCAGCCAGGCCGAGUCCAUGAACAGGGGCCCCGAGCCGCCCGCCAUGGCCGCGCCCGGCUACCGCUGGGUGCUGCUCAAGGAUGGCGAGCAGCCGCACCAGCACCAGCAUGGCGGCGGCGGCGGCGGCGGCCACAGCCGGCCCGGUGACGACUUGCACUGGGGCGACUCCAUGGGCGGCGCGGGCGGCGGCCUCGCCGGCACCACCUCCACCGAUGUGCUGCAGCAGCUGCGCGGCGGCACCCCGAGCGGCGGCGGCGGCCUGCACCACCACCACCACCACGCCGCCUCCAGUCCGCACCUGGCCCACUCGGCAUCCAUGGGCCACGGCCACCACGGCGGCGGCGACCAGGUCCAGGCGGUCAUGGCCAGCGAGCUGGAGUCGCUGCGGGCGCAGCUGCGUGCCAAGACCGGCGAGCUCACGGCGGCGCAGCAGCUGGUGGUGGAGCUGGAGGCGACCCGAGACAGGCUUGCGGAGGAGCUGGUUGCGGGGUCCGCCAAGUCCGAGGAGGCGGCGGAGGCUCUGGCGCUGCGGGACUCGCUGCAGGCGGAGGUCGGGGAGCUGAGGGCCAAGCUGGCCAGCGCCCUGGAGCUAGUGGGCGAGCGCGACGAGCAGGUGGAGGAGCUGCUGGCGGACCUGCAGGACGUUAAGUGCAUGUACAAGGACCAGAUCGAGUUUAUGUGCCAGCAGCUGGCGGAGCUCCAGGACGGGCGAGGCGGCGGCGGCGGGCCCCUGGGCGGACCCACAGGCGCCGUGCACGGACACGGGUCCGCGCCCGGCGCGGCGUCGGCGGCGCCGCCGGGGCGGCCGCCGCCUUCUGCGGCGGCAGCGGCCGCGCUGCACGGCGGGGGCGAGGCUGCGGAGGGCCCAGGGAGUGGGCCCCUGGCGCACCGUGGGUCGGGUGGCGCGGGGCUGGGCAAGUGGCGCUCGGGCUACGGCUCGGCGUCUGGGCUUGCGAGCAUGGGCGAGGCGGGGGCGGAUGGCGGUGCAGCAGGCGGGGGUCUGGGGUCGGCGCUGGGGGGCAGCCGGCUGGGGAACGGUGCGGCAUGAUGACCGUGUGCGGCAGGCAUGGCAGGGUGGGUUGCAAAUGCCAGCCCAAAUCAAAUGGAGUGGAGUGAGGUGGGGUGGGAUGGGGUGGCUUGUAAUGGAUGCGCCAGAUUAGGAAUGUCAGGCCUCGCAGCUGUCCAUCGUAGAGUGUGAACACGCGAUGGCAGCCCGGGUAGGAAAGCAGAGGUGUGCUUGCAGUUCCUGUGUGCGUGUGUGGUGAGCGGGUGCAGCAUGGCAUAUGAUUUCUGCUCCGCAGCCCAGGCGUAUCACUGAGCAUCCUACUGGGCUGCGGCGUACGUGAUUGUGCGAGGGGAAGGCGCUACCAUUCUUGCCAUGAGCUCAUGCCUUGCAAUGGAACUGCAGGAGUGAGGUGUCCGCAGGUGUUACGUACGGUAGGAGCGUUCAGUGGUGGAGCGUCAUCGAGGCAUGCACUCGUAUAGGUAGGGGCAAUGGCUCGCUCGUGGCGCGCAGCGUGUAACAGGAAACGCCGUAAAGGGGCUUGAUGACGAGCUGGGGCUUUCCGUAGUGUAUGUAGGCCUUAACUCGCCGUCAGGCCUUCCUCGGACUAACGGCUGGCAAGGCCCACACAGUGUCAACGGGAACACCGUGCAGGACGCUGCGCGUGCGUGGGUUUGCAGGGAGGGCGGACGAACUUGUAACCCGGAUUCGAG
Messenger RNA from Chlamydomonas reinhardtii, 4338 nucleotides. RefSeq lists its product as uncharacterized. The record is from RefSeq and is a predicted model, not a curated record. The coding region runs from base 194 to 3670 and encodes 1158 amino acids. Lineage: Eukaryota; Viridiplantae; Chlorophyta; Chlorophyceae; Chlamydomonadales; Chlamydomonadaceae. The transcript is spliced from 14 exons.